Messenger RNA from Cokeromyces recurvatus, 791 nucleotides. RefSeq lists its product as uncharacterized. Lineage: Eukaryota; Fungi; Mucoromycota; Mucoromycetes; Mucorales; Mucoraceae. The transcript is spliced from 3 exons. The record is from RefSeq and is a predicted model, not a curated record. Gene Ontology annotation, molecular function: protein binding. Gene Ontology annotation, biological process: post-translational protein targeting to endoplasmic reticulum membrane. The coding region runs from base 98 to 712 and encodes 204 amino acids.
UUUUUUUUUUCAAUAAUCCUUUGAACUCCUCCUAACAAUUAACCUUUUUUUUUUCUCUUAUUUUUCCUUUUUUUUUCCCUCUUACUCCUAAGUUACUAUGCAAGCUGCUCAAACAGAGUUGGAAUUUAUCAAUCUUUAUUUAGAAAGUCUUUCUUCUAAAUCUGUCAGAUUUGGUGAUGAUUAUUUAUCGCGUAAUCUACCUUCUCCUUUAAGAAUUAAGAGAGUUCCCAGCACUCCAAUUAUUGAAGAAAAUGCUUCUCAACAAGCCAAUAACAAUUUAACACGUUCAAAUGAUUCCAAGUUCCAAGUCACCAUUAAAGUCUUGAAACCUUCAUUACAAUUUACUAUUGGUGGAUUAUCACCAAACACGACUAUAAAUCAAUUAAAACAACGCAUCUAUCAACAACAAAGUUCUUUGCCUAUAGCACGCCAGCGUCUUUUAAUAAAGGGUAAAGUUUUAGCUGACCAAAAGUCACUUGAAGAAUUGGCUGUUAAGCAGGAUACAACCAUUCAUCUCAUGUUAACGGCCGCUCCUGCUCCUACUACAGCUCCCUCUGUCACAGGCCGUUUCGGUGGUAUAUCUGCAGAGGCUGAAGAGAAAUUGAAGAGUCCAGAAUUUUGGACGGCUAUGGAAAAGACAUUGGUUGAGCAAUUAGGUCAAGUAGAUGCAACAUUGAUAUUGAGUAAAGUUAAAUCUACUUUGUCUGCAUAAAUAAAAGAAAAGAAAAGAAAAGAAAAAGAAAAGUAUUUGUAUUUGAUAUUUCCGAAACUUUCAUUUAUUUAUUUGUUUC